Molecule: messenger RNA, 477 nt
Organism: Protopolystoma xenopodis
Lineage: Eukaryota; Metazoa; Platyhelminthes; Monogenea; Polystomatidea; Polystomatidae
Source: the annotation of a GenBank genome assembly
AUGGUUGGUUCCUUUGAAGAGCCUCUUAGCUCGUUCACUUACGCCGAUGUUCUUCUCGGUCUCAUCGCUUUCGAGGCGUCUGGUCUCAACACUUCUCUCACAUCGUGUUCGGCCGGUCAGACAGUGCCAGUCUCACUGGUAGCUGAGUGCCAUCUGCCGACAAGUCGGAGCGAACAGUCGAGCGGUUGGAAACCGGCAGAUCGGAUAGUUUUCGACCCCGUCCGUCUGGAGAUCACUCUUAUAUCCGAGCCUCAGGCCGGUUCAGCAGCUCCUGUGACUCGGGCACACCUCGAUGGCAACAGAGCUGGCCUUCCACAACUGAUUCGCACAAGUCCGGUUGACCUGAUCCCGGCAACCGAUACCCUUUUGUCGCCGAACCAUUUGACGGCAAGAGCAAGCCAAGUCAGAGCCAAUCCUAUGCGUCUCAUUUAUGUAGUUACCAGCCCUCCAGCACGGCAACAGCAGGUGAGCUGUUAA